Messenger RNA from Penicillium brasilianum, 1597 nucleotides. Lineage: Eukaryota; Fungi; Ascomycota; Eurotiomycetes; Eurotiales; Aspergillaceae. The record is from the annotation of a GenBank genome assembly.
CCGUGAUCUUGUUUUCAUCCAGCAAAGAUGCCGGUGACUGGAUUUGACCCAAAAUUAUCAGCACAGCUUCACAACCGGAUUCUCGAACGUGCAUGGAUUGGCGCCGGACGAGAUGUCGCUUCGCUUCCGUCCAAGAGCUGGUGGGAAGAGUCAUCCCCAAUUCCCGUCGAUCUCGCAUCUCGCCUAAAUCCGAACUUGAUUCAGUUCCUACGGUCGGCAAGAGCUAUCAUGUUCGAACCUUCCUCUGAGUUCCACUUUUUCUAUUAUCUGCUCGCGCUCCAUGGGAAACACGAAAUUCUGCAAGAAUCUCUUCUCCGAAAGUGGGGCGAUCGCUUAGUAUGGUUAUAUCCAUCGACUCGAACGAAGAGCGAUGAAGAAGUCGGUAUUGUCUUUGAUCAGGAAACCGAGCUAGCUUCCUUCGUCCCAGACUGGGAAGAUUUGGUCUGGUAUGAUCUGGGACAGUGGUCGUGGCGGCCGUUACAGCACAUCCUGCAAGCCUAUCUGGACAUCAUCGAUCAGGGCAAAAUCACGACAUAUUCUGACAGCGGAAAGGCUGACCACGGUAGAUUUAGAGUGUUCCCUUGGGAGAUCCACCAAUAUACUCUCAAGGAUGUGGAGGGGGCUGUCACUGCCUUUACUCGUCUUCUUGAUGCUAUCGAGGCCCGGCUUCCUUCCAGUUCGACAGAUGGCGAUACCCUCGAGCAGCUCAGCUUUGAAAAGAUGGCUCUUCCCUACUCAGAAUCCGUGAUUGGUGCUUUAUCUAUAAACGUGGGUUCCUUUAGCGGACGAUUUCUCUCGGCUCUCCCCGUCCGUCAACUCAAGUUUCGCUAUAUUGCUCCCGGGAUUAAAUUGCAAAGUCCCGACGAAUUCAUGAAUCAGCCUUUUGCGAAAUGCCACAAUAACGACCGCUUUCCAAAAUCAUUCAUUACUAGUCAGUCGACAACGGAUUUCCCUCUACUACUAUUUCGAGGAGAGCAGGAGAAUAAGUCCCCCUGGGGUUGGCCCUGGUUUCCCCGCGGUAUUAGAGCAGACAUUCCCGCUGGUUUAUAUAUCGAACCUACCGAUGAAUAUUUCAACUGGGAAUCUAGCAACGCAAGUCGACUACUGCUGCCCUUUGAAAUUGGCAAAAACGGGUUUGCUCGAAGUAGCAAUGGUGUUCCAUUUAUCAAGGAUCUCAGGGGUAUGGAGAGCCUAUCUGAUCAACUAUAUCAGUCGGAUUCAUUUAGUGGAUAUAGUGGCUAUUUACCUUGGGAUUCACGUAGCUCAUAUCUACACAGAGUAUUCGACAAUUGGGCUGAACGCGUGGAAAUGGGUGAUUGGCUGGUCGGCCACGACGGUGUCGUCGGUGGGUUUGACAAGUUCAAAGAGGCCGAUACAGAAAAACAUUGGAAAGAAUACGUUAUCCCUUGGUAAGGGCUUUUGGGGAAGUGCCCUGGAAAAGUGAAUCUUUGUUAGCCAACUGCAACAGCCACCUGUAUGAGACUACCGAUGAGGAUUGUCAAGGCCUCGAUGUCUCGAUGUUUACGGUUUCCAAGGGCGCUCUUUUUGAAAAGAACACUUCCAUCCCACGACUACACUGUAUCCGUGUAACUCACUG